CGCCUUAAGAGAUUGUGGAAAAUCCUUCUAUUCGUGAAAGACACUUAAUAUAAUACUGCCUCAGUACCACACCUAGUUCUCUCCGAAUCUACCGCAUCAGCACCUACGAAGAUGUACCACAAGACUGCUGCUGUCUUUGGCUUGGUUGCCGUGACUGGCGCCGCUGCUUCCACCGCCGGUACCGCUGGGGGAUACCCUGCUUACCCCGUCAACAACACCGCCCCGACCUCCGUCUGGCAGUACUACAACACUACUGUCCCGACCACCGUCGUAGUGCCCCAGUUCACCACCGUCUGCCCCGAGGCUACGACCAUGACCUACAACGGCAUCCAGUACACUGUUACUAAGGGCCAGACGGUCACCGUUACGGACUGCCCUUGCACUAUCACCACCGCCGUCCACACCCUGACCUCCUCCCUCUGCCCUCCCGGCGUCACCCCCGCCGUCGUCGUCCCCGCCGUCUCCACCGGCAUGACGUACCCCGGCGAGACGGCUGCCCCCGGCACCCCCGCCGCGCCGGGCACCCCCAACCACCCCGCCCCCGCCCAAGGUGGUUCUCCCCCGGCCGUCGGCACCAGCGGCGCGGCGCCCGUCGCCAACAACCCUUCCAACACGCCGAACGCGCCCGCCGGUACCGCCGGCUACACCCCGUCCCCGGUCCCGUCGGGCAUCGUGGUCUCCGGCGCCGCCGGCAGCUCGGGCUUCGCGGCCGCGCUGUUCGGCGCUCUGUUGGGUCUUGCCGUUUUGUAAAGGACGAACGGAACCGAACGAUCGAUCGGGCAUGCUGCUAGGCGUUGGUCUGUCCUAGCUUCUCUACUUCUACGAAGAAAGGGGUUUAACACUGGCCUGUGUGUGUGUGUGUGUGUAUGUGUGUGUGGCACGCUUGAAAGAAAGAAAGAAAGAAAGAGAGGCCAAGAAAAGAAAUGAUCAGUUAUCGAGGAAACGAACGGGCCGUAGAGUUCUCCCCGCGUCGUUCGCACAAAAUCAGGAAUAUCAUGUCUAUUUUCUUUUCCUCUCCUUUUUUUCCAGACACUUACUCUAUCAGAGAAAAUUUCCUUUGUUAUUUAUUUAUCAUC
Daldinia caldariorum is the source of this 1076-nucleotide messenger RNA. RefSeq lists its product as uncharacterized. Lineage: Eukaryota; Fungi; Ascomycota; Sordariomycetes; Xylariales; Hypoxylaceae. The transcript has 2 exons. The record is from RefSeq and is a predicted model, not a curated record. Gene Ontology annotation, biological process: fungal-type cell wall organization. Gene Ontology annotation, cellular component: fungal-type cell wall. Bases 112 to 750 code for a protein of 212 amino acids. Gene Ontology annotation, molecular function: structural constituent of cell wall.